This is a messenger RNA of Copidosoma floridanum, 3101 nucleotides long. It is a transcript of the gene Cpsf6, whose product is annotated as cleavage and polyadenylation specificity factor subunit 6. The record is from RefSeq and is a predicted model, not a curated record. Lineage: Eukaryota; Metazoa; Arthropoda; Insecta; Hymenoptera; Encyrtidae. Gene Ontology annotation, molecular function: RNA binding.
UGCCAACCCAACGCCCAAAACUGGACGAGGUAAAGUUGUUUAGUCGCUCGGCAUUGCCCGGUGCCACAACAAUCACGACCUGACACGACGGAAAAGAAAAACUCGGCAAACGAAAGAAGACGCGGGGAUAAUCUUCUCCUAGCAGAAGAGCAAGCCGGCAAGCUUGGAACAACUCCGUUCAGAUAAAGAAAGCAAGAGGUUGCUAAGAAGAACGCAAGAGAAUGAGUGUUUGCUUCAGUACCUUAUACUUUUAAGGUAGACAGUGCACGCGUAUGUGAGUGAUUGUGGGUCGCGCUCGAGCAUCAUCAACUCCCCGAGGAGGUGGAGGACGAAGAGGUUUAUCCCUUUCGGCGACGACGAGUACUUGGCUCGACUCGGAGGCUAAAGAAGAGCAAAGAGGGCGACCGAGGAGUCGGAGGUCGGGGACAGGUGCUGUAGCGCGCGCGCGGAGCAGCAGCGCACCCCACGCGCUGCCGUAGCGUCGCUUGUAAAAUGGCGGACGGUGACAUCGAUCUGUACGGCGACGACGAUCUCGAGCAGGACUUUGGCCAGGUGCAAGGUGAGUUUCCUGGAGAUGGUGUGGAUUUAUAUGACGAUGUAAUUGCUGCGGCUCCUGGUAAUAAUGAGCGAGGUACUUCCGAAAGUAGUGAGAGGGGCGACAGAGGAGACAGAGAGACUGCCAAUGAAGAGACAAAUGGGGGUGCGCCCUACCAUCAGCUUGGUAACAACAUUCAGCCGAACCAGGUGGGAAGGAGGCAUCAACUGUACGUCGGAAAUUUGUCUUGGUGGACAAGUGAUCAAGAUAUUGCUGAUGCUAUAGCUGGAGUGGGUGUACCAGAUUUUAUUGAAGUCAAAUUUUUUGAAAAUCGAGCCAAUGGAAGGUCGAAGGGAUUUUGUUUGGUUUCCUUAGGAUCGGAACAAAGUAUGAGAAUAUGUAUGGAUAGACUUCCUAAAAAGGAACUUCAUGGACAAUUGCCAGUCGUAACAUAUCCCAGUAAACAAGCUCUGAAUCAGUUUGAGUCGCAAUGCAAAUCGCGGCCAACACCAUCGCCUCAACAGAGCCAGGGUCAAAGACCACACAAUUCACACCAGCAUCAACAAUCUAUGCCCCCGCACCAGCACCCUCCACACUCUCAUCCUCAGCAUUCACAGCAAAAUCACGGACCGAGAAUGAUGAUGGGACCGCCCCAAGGACAAAUGAGACCUGGUCAGAGACUUCCGCCUGGUAUGGGACCUGGCCCAGGAGGCCCACCGCAGCAAGGUCCCCCUGCACCUCGCAUGCACUCUUCUCCAAUGGGCCCAGGAAUGCAAGGGCAUCCAAUGCAAGGACACCCAAAUCAAGGUCCUCCCCCACCAGGUUUUGUGAAGGGUAAUAUGCAGCCACGUUCACAUUAUCCGGAUCGGCCCCACGGGAUGUCUCCACAGCAAGGGCCACCAGGUCCCGGUCAAGGACGUCCGCCUGGCAUGUACAAUCCUCAUGCAGGGCCACCUGGUCAUGCAGGACCACCUGGUCCACCUGGUCAUGGGAUUCCUCGCCCUCCACCUCCACAGCAAGGGCCACCACCAGGUCCCGGUCAAGGACGUCCACCCGGCAUUCCUUACGGUCAUCCAACCGGCCCCCGUGGACCACCAGGACCACCAGGACUAGGUCCAUCCGGACCUCAAGGACAGCCUCCUCACGCGAAUCCUGCUCCUCACGUGAAUCCUGCAUUCUUUCCACAAGGUCCGCCGCAUCAACAUCCUGGCCAACAUCUUCCUCCCGGCCCACCCGGACCGCCACCUCACGGUCCGCCCCACCCGCCUCAUGCUCAUCCGCAUGCGCCUCCUCAUGGGCCUCCACAACCCCAACACCCACAUGGCCAUCCUGGUUACGGCCCACCAGCUGCUCAGCCCCCCUAUGGUGCACCAGGCCCAGAUCACCGUUCGGAAGGACCACCUCCGCUUUCGGAGCAGGAAAUCGAAGAAAUCAUGGGUCGCAACAGAACUGUAUCCUCGUCGGCCAUCAGUCGCGCGGUCUCUGAUGCUGCUGCUGGCGAGUACGCUAGUGCGAUUGAAACAUUAGUGACAGCAAUAUCCCUCAUCAAGCAAUCCAAGGUGGCGGCUGAUGACCGCUGCAAAAUAUUGAUCAGUUCGCUACAGGAUACGCUCAAGGGGGUGGAAACCAAGAGCUACGGUUCUGCUCGCCGAGAACGAUCCCGAUCGCGUGAGAGAGACCGCAGCCACAGAAGACGCAGGGAGAGGUCGAGAAGCCGAGACCGAGAGUAUCGUGAAAGAAGUCGCGAGCGAGAUCGUGAUCGUGAUCGUGAUCGAGACCGAGACCGCGAGCGCGACAGGGACAGGGAGCGUGAGCGCUACUACACUGAGCCCUAUCCACGUGAACGCUCGCGCAGCAGAGAGCGAGAUCGUGAGUACCGAGAGCGCAGCAGAGAGGAGAGUACGACACGUCAAUCCACCAGGCCAAGAGUAAAGGAAGAACCGCCUGAGGCGGCACCUGUCUCAUCUUCCAAGACAUCUAGGUAUUAUGAUGAACGCAACAGAGAACGCGAUCGCGAGAGAGAACGAGAAGCCUCGAGCAGAAGACCGGCGGAACGUGAGCGGGAGCCAGAGCGCGAGCGAGAACGUGAGAGGGAACGCCGCGACGAAAGGGCCGACUCGUCUCAUCGCUCCAGACACUGAAUUCUCCACGUACCGUCGGCUCAAACAGCAACAUCAAAAGACGACGACAACGUGCUUGCUGCUAAAAUAUACACAAGAAAAGAGAGAGAAAGUACUUCGAUCGCACAGCCACACUCGUCAUCAAGCCACUCAACGCAUGGACAAGAGAUCAUUGCCAACGAGACGACCACAGCUAUUUAAUUAUGAAGAGAAAGCGCCCGGCAAAUGUGACUUUCGAUGUAUUCCAAUCAAUUUCAAUCAAUAACUAUUAUAAUUAUAUUGACAACCAAAGGAAGGGAACUUAUGCACGAGUUUAUUCGUUUAUUAUACGGGUCGAUGACUUACGGACGAUUAAGAAGUGACUUUAAAAAAAAAAAACAAUAAUAAUAAAAAAAACUUCAAAUAAUUUAUAUUAAAAUGAUUAAAAAUUUCAAUAGCGUGUUUGA